Molecule: messenger RNA, 2293 nt
Organism: Saccostrea echinata
Lineage: Eukaryota; Metazoa; Mollusca; Bivalvia; Ostreida; Ostreidae
Product: E3 ubiquitin-protein ligase TRIM23-like
Exons: 4
Coding region: 9-2219 (736 amino acids)
Molecular function (GO): zinc ion binding
Source: RefSeq, a predicted model, not a curated record
UUUCAGAUAUGUCAGACACGAACGCGAUAAAGAAUCUGGAUUCGCGGGUUUUCUCAGUCACAUGUCGCCGAUGUAACCACGUGUAUAAUGACGAGGAUCAUCAACCACGUCUGUUACCAUGCCUACAUGACGUAUGCCUGGACUGUCUGUGCGAACUCGUCUUUGAUGAGAUUUUGAAUUGCCCGGAAUGUAAAUCAGCACACGAGACUUCGGAGAAUGACGUCACUCUAUUUCCAAAGGACCCUGUCAAGAUGCGAUACAUUGCAGAGAAUACCCAAACCCAGACAGAAGUCUACUGCGACUUCUGCGAUCAAGAACCGAAGGCAACACAUCGUUGUAUGGAUUGUCUUGAUAAUCUUUGCUCAGAGUGCCUGCAAAUUCAUCAGAAGUACAAGAAGUACCGCGAUCAUGGUAUUGUUUCACUUAAAGAGUAUGCAAAUUUGCAACAACAUUAUGUUAUGUCUUCUUCAAAAUGUAAAGCUCCUGGGCAUUCAAAUGAGCGAUUAAAAUUUUUCUGUAGCAAUAAAAGUUGUGAACGGUGUCUGUGCUCAUUAUGUGUGAUUCCCCACAUUGAAGACAACCACAAAGUAAAAACAAUUGAAAGUGUGUUUGAGACUAGAUUAAAGAAUAUCAAAACCAUAGAGGCAGUUUUGCAGCAUCAAAGUGAUGGUGUUGAUGACACCAUAACGUUGAUUAGGGACGAAAUCAGCAACGUGGAUCGACUUAGCGAGGAAGCUCUGGGGGACGCCGACUUUACGUUUAAUCUCCUGAUGAAGCAACUUGAAAGAAGAAAGUCCGAAGUGAAAACAUUCAUCCAAUCAAAACAAAAGAAUAAAAGGGCACUCCUAAUGGAACAAGAAAGGAAAUUCCAGAUGCAUAAAAACGUUAUAGAGGAUGGCAGAAGUUACCUUAAAAAUAUAUUGGAGAGUGGAAAUAAACCAGAAUUUAUUAACCUUGAACGAAUCAUUAGAGAACAAUUCUUGAAGCUAACAGAUCAGGAUAAUAGAUGUCUUCCUUGCAUUAACUCUACCGUUCGUUUCUCCUCUCAGAACAUGCUAGAAGAACUGAAGGAGAGAAUCGAUAUCUUCGGUACCACUGUAUUUUCAAAUGCGUAUGCACCCUAUACCAAAAUGUAUAUUCCAUCUCUUGCACAUGUUGAAGAAACUAUUGAAAUUAGAAUUGAGUUGUUUGAUCAACAUCAAGUAGGCAUUGAGGAAGAAGAAAUGGACGUCCAGGUUUGUCUUGUAGAUCCCAGUGGAAAGGUAACACGAUCCUUGUGCCCGUGUGAGAGAGAGGACGGCGGUCUUCUAAAGACACAAUUUCGUGUGGAUGUGACUGGUAUCUAUAGCGUGGAAGUCUUUAUACAUGGACGGCCAUUUUACACCCAUAGCCAGCAGCUGGACAUUAUAGAGAGACCACUGUCACCUGAUGAUGGUGUUCAAUGCAUUGAUAUUAUGAAAAGUCCCAUUCCUGAUUUAGUUCUGUCACAAGAUGACAUGAAGCCUUUGACUUCUCCAAGGAAACCCAUCAAUUCAGGUUCAUCCGGAUUAGAGCGCUACCGAAUGACCUAUACCUGUCCCCCUUUUCAUCUUGAUGAGUCAACUUUACACAAGAACUGCUACAUUUCUCGAAAUAAGCUGAUAAUUUCCAACACAUCUACAGCGGUAUCGCAGUAUCAGACGACCCUUAUCAACAAGGGCAGCGUGUACAAUGGAAUUGCCGGCUCCAUCUGGUUCUUUUCUCCUUGUGCAGCGUAUUUUGAAGUCGAAAUAAAGUAUGACAUCUGGGAAGAUCUUAGUUUCAGUGAUGUCAUAUGUGACGUCAUUAUUACUAAUUUGGAAAUGUCUGACUUUACGUCACCUACUCGACAUCACAAGUUUGGCUGGAGCUUCUCUGUCUUGUUUUGUGAGAAAUGUCACCAGGUCUGCAUUGAGUGCUGGGAUCACGGUCACCUUGUCAGUCAUUUACCUGUCGGUCUUGUAUAUAGGAAGUCUUCCCUGAGAAAAGUAAUCGGGAUAUUCGUGGAUGAUACAAAUGGCUGUAUAUCCAUCGUGGACACAACAGAGUCGGAUCUCAUCGUACGAUUUGAUGACGUCAUGUUUGAAAAACCUCUUUGGCCCGCUUUUUGUCUACACCCUUCAGGGAAAUUUACUGUUGAAUUAAAAAUAAGAACUGGUCAACAAAUUAACAAAAUCCCGUCUCAUCUUUUACCUGUUUGACAGGUGUAUAAGGCAUUUAAUGCACUUGAUACAUGUUUAGUGUUAAUAUAAUACUUAAAGCACUCGAUAAAUGU